Molecule: messenger RNA, 2414 nt
Organism: Dendroctonus ponderosae (mountain pine beetle)
Lineage: Eukaryota; Metazoa; Arthropoda; Insecta; Coleoptera; Curculionidae
Product: hydroxylysine kinase
Exons: 6
Coding region: 842-1798 (318 amino acids)
Molecular function (GO): amino acid kinase activity
Source: RefSeq, a predicted model, not a curated record
AUAUUUUUACAGCUUAUUUUCGUGCCUCGGCAGUCGAAAAUAAAUCACUCUUUGCCUGAACAUUUAAUAAACGGCAACCCUCGGAUUAUGCAUUCCAAUCCACUCGUUUUCAUUGUAUAAAUAAUCUUUAUUUUAAUCUGGACUUUAAGUUUACUUACUGACUUUGCGUUAUCUCUUUAUCUCUGUAUUUCUAUUUUAGGCCAGAGUUCAGUGGGUGAGAUAGACAUAAAUAUAAAUAAUUUUCUCCCAGUGUUAACAAGUUCCCAUUGUGUUCAAUUUAAGCAAUUACUUUAAAAUUAAAUCAUGAACAUCAGCAGCUGAUGAUCAAUUGGAUUAUUCGCUCGAAAUAAUUUCUCGAUAAUUAUGGCUGAGAAUCAUCAGUUUUAUAAGCCGAAGAUCGAUUCGGAAACGGCCAAACAAGUGGUUUUUGAGUUGUACGGGUUGAAAGUGGUUAAAAUUUCAGAACUGGAUGGUUACGACGAUAAAAACUUUCACGUUAUAGUGGAUGAGGAUAUCUGUGACAAUAAAAGUAUCGGCAAGGUGCUUAAAGGAGGAUAUGUGUUUAAAGUUGUUAAUUCCUUAGAGUCUCAAAAUGAAAAGCUUUUCGAAGCUCAGACUGAACUCAUGUUAUUUUUAAUUAAUAAAUUGAGACGGUUGAAGUGGACAUUCUGCACCAAUCUCAACGGUAUUACCAGAGACUAACCAGAGGGGCCAUUGAGAUCUUUAAACAUGACAACAAUUUUAAUAAGAAAGAAGAGGUAACGGCUCUUAAUCCAGAUUGGAAACGCGUUUUGCGGCAAACAGCGUGUGCGCCAAACAAUUAAAGCCCCGCCCACUCCUCAUGCAUGAGCUCACACGGCCGGGCCGCAUAAAUACGACAGGGGAUCCAGUAGUUGAACCAGUCUUAGUCUUUAUCUAUGGUCUUAGUCGGAAAGCACGGCCUCAAAGGCCGAAAAACAUUUCUAAAUGUGAAUUGAGACGGUGUUUGGAACUGAUUUAUGAUAAACACAACAUAAAAUGUCCAGGACCGAUUGAAACGAAAAAUCAUAAAUCAUUUGACACAGUUUUGUUACCAUCAGGAAAACAUAUUGCGAGAUUACUGGAAUUUAUUCCUGGAGAUGUUUUAUUUAAGUUACCCAAUCCAAAAGCGGAUAUAUUUUACCAAGUCGGGUUAUUAACUGCUGAACUGGAUAAAGUACUACAGGAUUUUAAACAUCCAGCAUAUUACAAGCAUCCUCAAUGGUGCUUAGGAGCUUCUCCCGAUAUCCUUCAUUAUUUGAACGCUGUUGAAGAAAAACAUCAAGCUUUAGUAAAAACGGUGAUUGCCGAAUUUUCCUCCAGAGUACUUACCAUCGAGAACAGCUUCAGUAAAGGCUUAAUUCAUGGGGAUGUAAACGAGCAAAACUUAAUUAUCAGUACUACAAAUAAUUCGCCAGUUGUUGAAGCCAUUAUAGAUUUUGGGGAUACUCAUCAUUGCUGCUACUUAUACGAAUUAGCACUGGCAAUGACUUAUAUGAUUUUCUUAGCGAACAAUAUCGAUGUUGGCGGAUAUGUUUUAGGAGGUUACGCCUCAAUUAAAGAAGUGAAACUGGAAGAUAUUAAGCUGUUAAAGAUAUGUGUGAUGGCAAGGCUCUGCCAAUCUUUGGUUCUGGGCGCAAAUUCUAGUCUGCAAGAUCCUAGUAAUGAAUACGUAUUGACCACCGCAAGAACAGGCUGGGGCCUACUUAAACAUUUAUACAGUCAACCCGAAGAUGAUGUAGUGGGCCGUUGGAAAAAAAUAAGCGAGAAAAAACUAUAAGUUUUACCGUAUAAUUGCCACAUUCCAUAUGGAAUAUUUUGAGAAACUGAAGAAAUUCAUGUAAUUAAGUAACAUGUUUAAUUUUUAUUUGAUCAUUUUGAUUAUUUUACAGUUUGUUUCUUAAUGGUCAUAUACAAUAAAAAAACUGCGUAAGUAUGUAAUAAGCAUUUCGGCUGGAAAUUAUUAGGUUUUUAUUAAUGGCCAUAAAACGUUUGUCUCUUAAUUUAAGCCUUAAUAAAUAUAUACCAUAUUUUAGAUAGGCAAAUUUUAACAAUAUAGUUAUAAUAGUAAUGGUCUAAAAGUAUCUUACAAUUUACAUUUUUUGUUAAUAUUAAUUAUAUUCAGUUUUUACAUUACUUAGUUUUAAACGUAAAGCUCUGUUCUCUUAAUAUUUAAAGCUGCAUUCGAAAUAUCGCUGACAUCUCAUUAAUCUAUAGUUAACUAAAAUAUUCUAAUAAUCAUGAUACAUAUUUAAGUAUCUAUGUUGUGCUAAUACUGACAAAAUGUAGGACACUAGGAUAUUAUGUUUCACCAACUAUAAUAAGGUUUUAUGCUACAAUAAUUCUUUCUUACUGAUUUACUAAAAUAAAUACUGUUUCUUUAGCAUUAUUACUUA